Molecule: messenger RNA, 6935 nt
Organism: Struthio camelus australis
Lineage: Eukaryota; Metazoa; Chordata; Aves; Struthioniformes; Struthionidae
Source: RefSeq, a predicted model, not a curated record
GUGGUGGUUUAACAUGAGCACGGAGCAGAGGAAUUAGGUGUGAUCCAGUAAGGACAAAGAGGAAAAUGAGUACUCAAAGUCUUUUGCUGAUCUACUCUUGGGAGCAGAGCUUAGAGAUUUGAGGGUUUGGUGGUUCUUUUUGUUCUGGGUUUGUUUAUUCUCGAGGAUGGUUUCUUGCUGCCUGAAUCAGGGCUCUGGGUUUGCUAGGCCUUCAGCAGAGUUUAAAAUGCUUCCAUUAGUGUGGAGAAGUAGAUAAAAUGUGAAAAAUGGAUAAAAAGAGAAUGCAGCAGUGGCACACACCUUAGCUGCAGUAGUGAGGGGAGAAGGGAGAUUCCCACUUCCAGCAGUACCUUUUCAAGAACUGGUCUGUCAAGCAGAGUAGUGACUGCGACUGUCUCGUACAGGAGAACUUCAUCUGUGGACAGAACAAACAGGAAUUGAUUUGAGAGGGAGCAAAUAGUUGCUUUUGUGCUGUUAUCCUUAACCUAGUGCAAGUUCCUCCCAUUUAGGAUGCUCUCGUCCUUGUAACUUAGAUUUCUUAUAUGCAACAUGUAUCUUGAUAAAGAAAAGAGUUGUCUCAUUGCUGGAAGUUUAGGAAGUAUUAGUAAGUCAACAAGGUACUUAACAAGUACCAGUAAGGCUUUUUUUCCACUCUCCAAACAUCUUUGAUUUUUCAUUUGUUUAUGAUGUUCUCCUUGCAUACCCUUGUGCACAGCUUGGCACUGUUUUGAAGCAGAAUAAAAUACAUUAACUUUCUGAUUCUGUAGGGUCUAUGUCUGAGGGCUCGUCUGUAUAGCGUUUAUAAUCUCAACAUAGCUGUAUUAACGUAGAAGCAGGUGUGGCUCAGAUAACAGAGUCAUCUGGUAGUCAUGGCUAUCAAUGUGCUUGUUGGGAUUAUUUAUGUCAAAAUAAAAGCAUGUUUGUUCUGGUGCCAGAAUCGCUUAAAGCAACCUUGACAGGCAGGGCUGAACACAACUCUCACGAGCUGGGAACUGCCAGGACGCUUGGAAAGAUGAAGUUAUCUUCCACUCUGCUCCUUCAUUUGCACGGAGGGAGCACUUGCCACGCAGGACAAACUAUAAUCUGAACGUGGUGUUGGUCAGCCCUGCACACUUCGUUUUUCAUGGCUGGACGUGCCUGUGUCAGCAUCCCCAGGACCUCAAAGCAGUGAGACUGCGACAAGACUAGGCUCAGUGGUAGGCUCCUUGGGGGUUGUGACCUGUGCACAUGGAGCCGGAAGGAAAAGAAAAACCUUUCUCCAUCCCUGUGCCUGCAGCUAGCAUCCAGUGUCUUCGGGGGGCAGAGCUGGCUGUGAUGCAGGUGAACAGCAAUCAACAAAUCUGUGCCCAGUUUGAUUUUCAGAGCAACUUGUCACUUCAGGUUCGUCCGGAUGGAGGCCGGUGGAACUUCAGUUUUGACCGCUUUGAGGUGGAACCUGGCCAGACUUACCAAGUGACCGUCUACCACCUGCCCAAACUGGGUGUGGAUGGAGACCACAAUUGCAAGUCCAUGCCUUACACAAUGCCUGACUGCAAGGACUCUCUGAUGAAAAGAACUGUUCCAUGUAUAAACACAGGCAGCCUGUGGGAGCCCAGGAUCCAAGGUAAAAGUCUAGAUGAUGCAACUCUGCUCGUGAGCUUUAACCCGUGGACGGAGUCAGCCCAUUAUCAAAUCCAUGUGGCCAGUUUCCUGAAUGAGAAGAAAUGUAAAGUGGCCACACAUAAUUUCACUGAGGAUGGGCUGCAGCAGCAAGUAAAUGUUACAAUCAAAAUAGAGAAGAACAUAAGAGCUUGUUGCAACUACAAAAUACAGGUUCAGCCAUUUUUUGUGAACUGUGGCACAGACUGUCUGAGACAUUCCACUUUCGUCCCAUGUUCACCGAUGCCAAGUACAGACCCAUCAGGUGAUAUGAUUAUAUGGUUAUACUGGUGUAUCACUGGAAUCUGUGUGUUACUGGUGGGAUCAGUCAUAGCAGCUGUCAUUUGUAUGACCAAAAAACGAGCAGGACGCCAGCAAGGGAAAGGCAACCACAAUGGCUUGCAAACUGAGGUACUAUCUCCAGACCUUCCUCUGCCACCCUUGAAGCCGCGAAAGGUUUGGAUUGUGUACUCUGCUGAUCACCUACUCUACGUGGAUGUGGUGCUGAAGUUUGCAGAGUUCCUGAUGACAGUCUGUGGCACUGCUGUAGCCUUAGAUCUGCUGGAAGAUCAUCAGAUCUCGGAGCUUGGGGCAUUACCCUGGCUUACUCGACAAAAGAAGGAAAUGGAAGACCUCUCUUCAAAGAUCAUUAUCUUAUGUUCACGGGGCACCCAGGCCAAAUGGCAGGCCAUGCUUGGAAGUGAGCCUGUGUGUCUCAAGCAAGAUCAGCAAAAGCCAACUGGAGACCUGUUCACCCCAGCCUUGAAUUUGAUCCUGCCUGACUUCAAGAAGCCAGCCUGUUUUGGAAUGUAUAUAGUCUGCUAUUUUGAGGGAAUAAGUAGUGAGAAGGAUAUACCUGAUCUAUUCAACGUCACAUCCAGGUACCAACUGAUGGACAAGUUUGAAGAUAUUUAUUUUCGGAUUCAGAACCUGGAGAAGUUUGAACCAGGGCGUAUACAUCGAAUCCAGGAAAUCACAGCUGAGAAUUAUGUUGAUACCCCUAGCGGAUGGAAGUUGAAAGAGGCAGUGCGAAAGUUCAAGGAGUGGCAGACAGAGCACCCAGACUGGUUUGAGACUGAAAGCAUCUGCUUGGAAAAUGAUGAGGAGCUGCAGUCCCUGAACAGAGACAGUCAGGUGGAUUCAUUGCUGAAUGAGCAGGGUGGAAUUGUGAAACAGCAGCUGCACCUAUGGGAGCCUGAUCCUAGUUGCUGUUACAUCGUCAACCUCCGCAUGCAUGAAGGUGAGAGCAGAGGAUGCAAGCUGCAGCCUCAGCUGAAUCUAUCUGGGGAUGCGACUUCUCAGACUAUGGUCGUUCCUAUGGAUGAGGCCCCUCUAGUUCAGGUAGUGGAGCUAGUCUCUCCCAUGGAAGAGAAAAAUGUACUUGGUCAUCAUGUGGUGACUAACGAGGACUGCAUGGAAGGAGCUCCUCUCCUGGAGACAAGUUUUCCAGUGAGGAAUGACAUCAUCCUCCAUGAUGACUGUGAAGCUGCUGCAGGAAUAGAUGACAAGAGUCCUGCAAACCUCUCAGGUGACCUGAGACAACAGCUGAAUGGACUCAUGUACUCGCUUUAUCAGCAGAGUGUCAUGCCUUCAGAGCCCUCUUUCUGCCAAGAGGAAGCUAACAAGCAACACCAGUUGGUCUUAGAUGACCAAUGCAAAGACCAAAGACAAUCAGUGCAGUCAGACCAGGGCUACAUCUCGAGAUGUUCUCCUUUGCCUCCUGAUGACCUUGUGGAAGAGGAGGAGGAGGAAGAGGAGGAGGAGGAGGAGGAUCCAGAGAAACAGGUGCUCUUUCAUGAACUCUCUCCAGAGGUCUUGAACAGUCUAAAGAGUCUCCAGAAGCAGUUGUUUUUUCAGGACAUUCAGCAGAGCUGUGACUGGGGGUAUCUAGCUGAGGUGACGGACAGGGGCCAGUCCUUGGAGGACUGUGAGGCUCCAUCUGGGACAUACUCCAUUUGAAAUACAGGAAUGGAAGGUGGUACAAUGCAUAGUGCUAAAACUGCAUUUUAAACACCAUCCUUGUCCUUGUAUUACAAACAACUUACUGGUGGGAGCUUCCUGUCUGCUGUCAGGAGGUGGGAUUGCCCACCAGAUGAGUAAUGUCAUUGCUUGCAAUCCCGGUGUGGAAGGAGGCAACAGGAAUAUUAGCGACUGCUAUAAAAGAACAGGUGGUAAUUCUGUUCCCCUGGGACAUGUGUUGCAUUGGAUCUUUACUGCCUGAAAAAUUACUGUGGUUUGUCCAGCUGUGCCUUCAGAAUCCCACCAACCACCCUCAAUUUAUUGCACUAGACGGAAGUCGAGGCCAGAAAUCAGAGCAGAUUAGAUAGCAUAGCAAACUUUACAUUGCCAGUUUGAUGCAUCUUUUAAAUAUUUGCUUGUAAAUACUGUGUUAAAGAUGUGUGCCUUAAACUUCAGCUAACUUAGGGCUGUCUCUGCCUGGCUGACUUCUCAUUUUUGCCACGCAUUCUUUGACACAUCCACAUUUCUGCAGCCAUUCCGAAAUCAAGUAGAGUACCUGAGCAGUAAGUGGGAGAAACCACUAAAUUAGGAGGCUACUUUGUCUCCUUAAUAACUCUCCUUACCUCUUGUGGCAGUUGGCUUGAAACCCACAGUAGGGGGGAAGGGGGGAGGCAGGGAGAAAGAACACUGGGCAGAAAAUGGGAUAUGGGUUUAUUGUCCAAUUAAAAAAAGAAUCUGGGACUGAAUACAGAGUUGCUGAAUCAGGAGAAUUUGGCAUAUUCUGCAAUGCGUUGCUGUGAUGCUGUUUGCUUUUGGACACCUUAGUACCUGGAAGACUUAAAGAUGUAGAUAGUGGCACCCAAUUAAGGAAAUGAAAGACUAUUGGGGGAGAGAGGGGGGUAGAAUGUAGCUUGAACAGAUGCUAACUGUUGUGAAAUAUUUGCUAAUAAUGAAGUGAGGGAUUAGUCUUCCAGGAGCAGUGAUGGAAACUGUACCAGUUCCAAUGUCGUGAAAAAGAGGGCUUGAAGCACUAGAAAGAAUAGUUCCCCCCCUGUAAGGGAUCACCGUGGUUCCCUGUCAUAUCGCCUGGGCAGCAGUCUGGUCAAAGCUGGCAUUCAUCCUGUUUAUUCUCAUGGUUUCUGCAGCCUGGCAAGCUGGGAAACAGUCUGAGAUGUAAACACAUCCAUGCCUUUCUCCUUCGUGCUCAGACAAGCUUGUCAUCUUCCUGUCCUUGUAAGUUUAAUUGUCAGAAAAAAGUUAAGAGAAUUUUAUUUUGGCUUUUUUAAAUCUGAUAUUUCAGAAGAUAACCUACUCUUCUAUUUUUUCAACCCAAUGGCGUAUUAUGUUUUUUUUAUAAAUUUGUAUGUUUGUAACUUGUUUUUAAUUUAAGGAACAAAACACAAUAUAUUAGAAUAUAUUUACUUAAACGCUUUUGUGUCCUCUUCUCAAUUUCUGCCUAACAAUCGUGUAAGUAUUUUGUACAGAAAUCUGGGGCAAAACUGAGAUAAAACCAAAGUGAACCAGUUGACAAAUGCCAUAACCUUUCUGCAAAGCGCUGUGCUGCUGGAGGCUGCUGAGGGACAUCACGUGUGAGAAAUGCACAUUUGCUCAAAAUUGGUGUUAAAGUUAAAUGUGUGUAACUUCUGUGCAAAGCUAGUUAGUGAGGCAGGACUGUUAAGCGAAGCUUGCUUUCUCUACAGCCUUAUGCCUAGAGAAAUUUGACAGAGGGACAGUCCCUGCAUAUAUCUGAACUUAACGCUGGGUGCCAUCUUCGUUUCCUGUCUGUACAGGACCAGGUGGACAACAGGAGCUAAGCAAGUGGUAACUGUGAUCUCCGUUUCUCCAGUGAGUUAUCUUAGAGCAUCAUAAUUGUCAUCUUGGUGAUCCAGUUCAUAAAAUUCCUUUUAUUUUACAGGAAUUAACAUUUAAAUCUGAUUUUUCUUUUUUCUUUCCUGCGAGUCCUUUUCAAGUGGCAUGUAUUUCUGUAAAUGGUUUGAAUAGGAAGCUCAGGAGUGUCAUCUAGACUUUUUCUGCAUUAGUCAUUGCCUCUCAAAUAGUUUCCUUGGUGUUACAAUUUUCAAAAUAGUUCUAAUGAAAGUAAAUUCUAAGCUUGAGGAAUGUUCGGACACUUUAGCAAUCCAACAUGAGGAAGGACAAGUAACUUUAAUGUAUCUGUUGGUUUUUGAAUAUAAUACUUAGUAGUUCAACAAGAUUUGAAGAAAAAAAGCAAAAUCCACCACAAGUUUCUAAUUUUAUUUUAACAAUCUUGCUUUUUAAAAAAUACAAGUUCUGAUUAAUGCCACAGGGAUGCCAAUGGUCCAUUGGCCACAGGCCUUCUCUCUCAUUUCAGUUUCUCCUCCUGGGAGUUGUCAUCCUUUUGUCAGACCAGCAAACAGUUCCUUAGGAGGGAGCAAUAAAAUGUGAAAUAGCUGAGUUCUGAUACAAGGCUAAUAACAGGACUCUAAGGGGCAUAUGUGUUAAUACGGCACAAUUUGGUUUAGCAAGGUAUUACUGGCCUGGGCCAGUAAUUUAAUAUUGGGCAGAAUAUAUGGUGAGUUUGCAAGGUGCAUUGGGUAUGAGAUGGUGUUGGCCCUGUAAGGGUACCAAUAUGUUUUCUGCGGGCAGAUCUGUUACAGGGCAGAAAGGUGUAAAAGGACGUGAGUUCAGUUAUCAAAGAGAAGGGAAUUCAAAACAUGGAGCAGGCUUAUAAACAAGAAAUUAGAGCUCUACACGUCUCUCUAGUAAGUAAUUUAAGUGGUGGCAGAGCUGCCCUUCUGCUGCAAGGGGGCUUCUGCGCAGUCAACUGCUGAGAGAGCUUUAAACUCUCCAAGUAGCGUAUUUACUAACAACCUAGUACCAAAAACCAUGGCACUGUGAGGAAUCAGUCCAUGAACUUUUCUGUGAGGGGAAUUUUAUAUAGCAGAAACACUAGUUUGAAAAGUCACCUCUCCAGGGCAAUUUUCAGAUCAAAGGACAAAUAUGAACUGCACUAUUAAUGCAGUCACGGGCUUGAGUAUGCCAUGACCAGAUGAAUUUCCAAUAUGCCCUUUUCGUGUUAAUGGCUUCAGUGGAAAAAGGCACUCGCUGUUGAAACAGCAGCUGUGUUGUGUUAUUCAGUACCAUUUCUUAAGACUUGUUAAUAAUUCUGCUGUAAUUCUUCUAGUGUCUCAACUGUGCUUAUGCUUCAGUGCAUUAGAGAUGUCACUAUACUCCCCUUGACACUAUCAUGAAUUUGACCAUAGGAGCAGCAAAACUUUAUUGGGAGUGUAAUGGUUGAAUAAAGAAAUACUUGCCAAAAAGAAGGUAAAUGAGGAUUUAAAAAAAAAAAAAAAACUGUU